UGGCGGAUCUGAUUGGUCAGGAUUGUUUUAUCCGGUGUCCGGAUGAUGACGACCAGCCACAUAAAUCUUUUGCAUGUCACAGCCGUGCCGCAUGAACAAGGAUUUGACGUUCUUCGAGGCAAUCGCCAAGUCGUUCGAAGGCCUUUCGCAAUGGUUCGAUGCUGCCACGUCAAGCAGAACUCCUUCGCGGAAGGGGUCGGACUGCACCAAGAGCCUGCCACCUUCCACUGUGUCCCAGAUGACAGCAGUCAUCGUACCAGAGAGCGCCAUCAAGAAGCAUAAACUUGACCACGAACUGUACGUGUCGACGUACCCGUCGUUGGACCCUCCCUCGGUUCUACCGCUCAACGAAGUCAAGGUAGUUUGAUCCAGUUCCAGUGUGAUGCGUAACAUGGUCGCGUGUGGUUGCAGGACGCAACUGUGUUGCCCAUGCACGCUGAGGAUGUCCAUGACAUAGCCAUGCGAUUCCAACGAAGCGUGUACGUGCGAAAGAAUCCAAACAUCGCGUCAGCGCGCAGAAUGCAGCAAGAAGCCAUGCACAUACACAUGACCAACACGACCGAGUACACCCGCCACUUGGCGCGACUCGAUCGAUUAGACAAGUCUCAACUCAACACAGUUCGUCCCCGCGCGUGGAAGCGCAUCGCUCAGGCCAACAUAAAGCUGUCCGCCAUGGACGCGCUCGUCCGAGACUUUGAACGGACUGUGCGGCCCAAGGUCGACGUCGUGAUAAAAAUCCUCGCCAAACUUGACGCGUUGAAAACGUCCAUUGUGGUCGCCGGGCAAGAUGCCGUGUCGCUCCUGGUCAGGGAGCUCCAAUUGCUAGAGAUGCCGCUGCGGGGAUCGUUUUCUGGUGUGUUUCUGCACGUAUUUGAGUACUUGACCACGGCAGACAUUGUCCUCCGGUGUCAACUGGUUUCGACCACAUGGAAAAACGCGAUCGCCGCCAACCAGGUCGUGUCGCGCUCCAUGCGGUCCGGUCGCGUCCGCGGCAGGCUGUGGCAGCAUGCUAUCGAGUCGCACGUAGCAAGGAUGGCUAUUCGAACGUCAGUCGCCCAAACAAGUCGUUCCUCGCACCAGCCGGCCGUGUGGUGCUAUCACACACUGCUCGACCGUGCCAUCAAAGAUAAACACAAUCGAUUCCACCGCACGAUAAUCGCUGAUGUGAAGCGCACAACGUUUGUGCGUGCCGAGCACAUGUACCCUCGGACUCCAUCUCUGUCUGGAACGGGCCGUCUCGGGGCGCAAGUCGACAUGUCCAGCGAGGAUGUCGAGACCCUCCACGGCCUCCACACCAAGCUCACCCACGUCUUGAUGGCGUAUUGCCAGCUGGACCCGUUGGUGGGGUACUGCCACGGCAUGACAUUCCUCGGCGCGAGUCUCCUGACGUGCUUGGAGUACGACGACGAAGCCACAUUUCAAGUGUUUGCCGCCGCCAUGCAGCACUACGCGAUGGCAGACCUCUUCCACCUGCCCGACCUACCAGGCACGACACAGCGCAUGCACCAGCUGCACAACCUCAUUCGCGCCCACUUGCCCUCUGUGGACAAGUGCCUUCGCAGCCAUCGCAUCCAUCCGCACAUGUUCUCGAGUGGAUGGAUCAUGAGUCUGUUCCUCAACGAGCCGUCGCUGUCGCCAUGCACGAUCGGCAUCCUCCUCGACGGGUUCUUUCAAGGCGGGUGGCCACACAUGUUUCGCAUCUACAUGGGUCUCCUCAGCAUCCACGCGGACGCGCACAUCAUCACGCCGCAUGCGAACCGCACGUUGCGGGCGCUCGUGCAACUGCCGAAACACUUGGAGGCGUCGCUAUCGGCCGUGCUGGACGAGGGUCGGGUGCAAUUUUCCCUCGCCACGUCCGACGAUGCGUUGGACAUCAUGGCGGCGCAAAACGGCCCGACUGCGGGCCCCGACUACUUUUAGCAGAUCGCAUCGUAUUCAAGGGUUAUGUCGCCGUGCCGAUCGUUCGCCUUCCAGACUUCUUGUCCUGGCAACGACAAGCUGUCUUGUCACUUUCACGACGACAGGCACUGCCGCCAACGGACCCCCUUACUCGACCUUGAUAUUUCGGUAUAUUCUCUUGGUGAAGAUGCUGCUUCCAAAGUACCCGAUCGUUCCGCACAUGAUGAAAAAGGCAAAGCAAAAGAGCGCCCUACACAAGUCGUCACGAUGCGCUCGUCGCGAUCGCCAGCACGUACAUGUAGCCAAAGUAGAAGCUCGUUUGGACGAACCCAGACAUGCUCGUCUUGAAAAAGUAAAAGUACACCGAGUACGCAAACACGUACAGCGCGGUGCUGCC
Molecule: messenger RNA, 2296 nt
Organism: Aphanomyces invadans
Lineage: Eukaryota; Oomycota; Saprolegniomycetes; Saprolegniales; Verrucalvaceae
Exons: 2
Coding region: 430-1920 (496 amino acids)
Biological process (GO): activation of GTPase activity
Molecular function (GO): GTPase activator activity; protein binding
Source: RefSeq, a predicted model, not a curated record